Closterium sp. Yama58-4 is the source of this 1296-nucleotide messenger RNA. Lineage: Eukaryota; Viridiplantae; Streptophyta; Zygnematophyceae; Desmidiales; Closteriaceae. The record is from the annotation of a GenBank genome assembly.
AUGAGGAUAUGUGGCGUCAUUUCACGUGGAAAAUCGGCAUCUCCUACUGAUAGACCGUCGUCGCCGAUAAUGUCCCCUUCUUCUCGUUCCACGUUUUCCAGCUUACCCAGAGCAUACACGGCAACUUCGGCAUCACUAGACCCGCGUACCUCACCUGCCUGGACGAGGGAGAAGCAUGGAGAACCUGAUCAUCAUUAUUCAGUGCAGUCUCCAUACAUGUAUAAGCCAACAAAUCCGAAGCCCUACUACACCAACCAUCUUCCCCGAGUCAACGAAGUCGAAAGUGUUUCAAUGGGCAACGCGACCCGAUUUCAACCUUCUGCGAAGCACCGUUUUAACUUCAAUGAGGAGAGAAACACGAGCUCGGAGUUCCAUUCUUCGUAUCCAGCCAGGAUGACAGCUUCAUCUGCUUACAUGGAUCGUGGCACAAGGAUGCAUAACUGGGAGAAGGAGUCAAGGGGUUACGAACAAGAUAUGCAGCCAUCGAACUUGAUUCGGUCCCUCAGUACCAGCGUCUAUGACCAGGUAUCCACCAAGGCGGAAUUGACACGUCAUGGGCUAGCGUCGCAGAAUCUAGCUCAUAAGUUUUCUCCGUGCUUCUCGCCUGAAUCUGUAUCAGGCGACAGCAUUGACAUGAUGAGCUCUGCAGGCGUAACCACGGACACAGGAAGCUGGGUGGAUGGACAUCAGGAAGCAGCUGCAGUAGAGAUCAAUCGGGAGAAGGCAUCAACUGCAAGUAAUGAUUUGCUUCAUUCCGAGUCUUCAACUAGGCGAUCAUCAACCUCAGGGAAAGUCCUUGAAAAGGCCUCGGCCCGUUCAUCAGGCAAUGACAAGGCAACCGUGGCAUCAGGUGGAAACGAUGCCCGAGAAGGCCAGGAGUGCAAGCAGCCAGCAUCAUCUUUCCAAAGUCUGAGCAGGGUGGUCGUUGCUGAGCUGUCAGUGUACAAGAAUGUGCCUCCUGAAGACAUUGUGAAGCUUUGGUCAGCCGUGCUCACUCUUAUUGGAUUCCGUGAUGCUUCAUAUGACUCAAGCAUGAAGACGAAGGCUGUGUGGAGGGACAUCCAGAAGCGGCUCAUCACUGCAUCCACGAACCAGCAGCACAAGAUAUCAAGCAUCUACUAUUGUUUAAAGGAGGCAGAAGCGAAGUUCCGAGGUCAGCCUCCAGAUGCUAGCACUGUGAGAGUUGUCAGGGCCACCCUUCCUGGAAUUGAGAGAGUCACAUCUUGCAGCAAGCCAGCCAAAGCUUUGCAUGCGUGGGUCAUUUCUGCCCUUGAGCCAUCUCUCAAGAAGACAUGA